AGUCAUCAGGCAUCCACAGCUUGUGCAAAAUUAUAGAGCUAGGGAGACUCUAGAAGCUUAGGAGCUUAUGUCGCGAUUGGCCGCGAGCAGCAGCUGGUGUCUGCAAGCAUUCGGGGGGGUGACUGUGUGUAGCAUUUUAUGCAGUGAUAGUAAUGGCGGUGAUUAGGAAAACCGAAGAGUACCAGCUUGUGUCGUAGCAGCGAAUGGCCGCCAUUCGCAGUGACCGUUGUAGCCAGUUCCAGAUGAAUAAUCGACGGUUUGCAAACAAGUAGACCGCGUCGUGACGUCUGCCAGUGAAAUCUGACGGCUGUCGUCAAGAAUGUCUACCCUAAUAAGGAGCUCCGGCUCGCUAAAUAUGUCCCUAAAGCCGCCGUCGCGCAUUCGCCGUCUACUCACCUCGCCGCACGUCCAUCUCCAACAGCCCUUCGGCCGUGGCGACUGAAGCUUCCAAUGCCGAGCAUGGCGAUAAGUUACCACCUUCGCUGAACUGACUAGUAGUAGUCGUAGUACCCUGCCGUGACUGUGCCUGAACGCACGCGGUAAACCAUCUUCUGACGCCGUCAGUACCGGCUACCAGCUCUACGGCAGGUUGAAUUCCACCGUCGUUUCAACCGUCACGGUAGCUGCUUUUGCUGAUACAUCCCCUUCCACCACCGCUUGCCAUUGUCAUCCGCGUCGUUACCAUUCCUUUGCCACGUGGCAUCCCUCCGCCAAGAUGCCACCAAUGGGGUGCGUCAGCAGCCGAGGGAUGGAAGGGCCGGACCUAGAUAGUACCGACUACGACAGCAGCACCAUCUCCCGAACCACGUCGCAGUCCUCCCGAGCCACCGUGCAGUCGCCGAACGUCCAGGCUCGGCGGCCGGGAUCAGCUCCGUCCGGAGGUUUGGGAGGAGGCGCUGUAGGGUUGGGAGGAGCGAUGGGACAACUAGCAGGGUCGAAGCCAGUUAAGGAACUGCUGGACGUGUUCAUUGACGAGGUGGAGACUUCGCACAAACGAAAGUCCAAGGGCAAAACGCACAGACGCAAAGGGACAGCAGGAGAGGCAGGGGCAGGAGAGGCUGCGGCAGCAACAGAGAAUGGGGCAGCAGAAAUCGGGGCAGCAGAAAUUGGGGCAGCAGAAAUUGGGGCAGCAGAAAUUGGGGCAGCAGAAAUCGGGGCAGCAGGAGAGGCUGGGGCAGCAGGAAUUGGGGCAGCAGAAAUCGGGGCAUUGAGGGGGGAGGAGGCGAUGAGAGCAACAACGGCGGCUUCAGGGGAUGUAGAUGGGGUGUUUGCAGCCGAAGGUGCGGAACAUGAGGAACCGUUUUCCGUGAAUAGGGCGAGUGACGGGGGCGAUUCAGCAGCAGCAGCGGAAGGAGCUGCAGAAACAGCAGCAGCAGCAAUUUCCGCACGGUCCAUAAUGUCUGAGGCAACACUAGUGCGGCCACCCCCCAGUGGGCCAGCUGGUGAGUUGUUGGGACAAGCUGAUACCACGUUGGACUUCCAAACUGAGGGCUCAAGCACAGGCAUUCCGCCCCUUACGGGCCUUACCUCGGUCCACACAGGCCUGGCUGAUGCCUCUCCAACGGAUACCCCGCAUCUAGACGUUCCCAAGGGCGGUGCGGGGUUGUCUGAUGAUCCCCAGUUGGGCUUGGGGGCGGCGCAGCAGGUGGUUGGGGGAAUGCCAGAGGCCGUGCAGGGUGCGCAAAGUCAGCAGCUUCGACAGAGUCAACGGAGUCAACGUAGUCAACGGAGUGAGCAGGGCCAACAGGGGGAAGUGGAGGAGAUGAGCCCUGGUGAGGCUGAAGCAGGGGCUGGUUUGACAGGAGAGGCUGGGAGCAUAGGUUUGGGGAGAGACGGACCUGUUGUCCGAACCUGGCAGGUAGACCCGGAGCACCGAGCCAAGAGCUGGCGAAGGGGUGUGGAGGAACAGACUGCCAGGACAGAAAGGAAGAGGAGAGGAGAGGAAGGAGAGGAGAAGAGAGGAGAGGAGGAGAGAGAAGGAGAGAAGAAGAGGGAAGGAGAGGAGAAGGGGGAAGGAGAGGAGAAGGGUGGGGCUAGUGUGGACUACGGCAGGAAAGAGGAGGGCCAGAGGAUGGCGGGGGAGGGUGUACCCAGGGGAGCAACACUUCCUGUUGAGUAUCGGGCGGCAGAGGAGGAGGACCGAGGCACGUACCUGUUUGCGAUGAAACUGAGGCGCACUAAGAGCACUGGAGAUGUCACUAAAGCGAAUGUCACUAAAGGGGAUGGCACUAAAGGGGAUGUUACCAGCAAUGCUGCCGCUACUGUUGCUGGAGACAACGGCUGGGGAGACAGCAGGAGGAAGGGGAGGGAAAGGAUUGGCACUGUUUUUGAAGCAGAGGAGAGAGGGGGGGCUGUUGAGAAUUCUCAGAAGCCUAUCACAGAGGAGGGGGAGGGGAUUGUGGGCGACACGAUGCAGCGUGGAAGCUUCCUGUGCUUCACAAUGGGAGCAGCCAACCGGCCUGGCGCUACCCAAGGAAAUGACCAGCCUGCUGGUCUUGAUGCUACGUUCAGUGCAGGGUCGGGGGGGGGAGGUCCCUGUCCGAGAGCAAGGUCGGCAGCCCACCAUCAUCCCCGCAAGUCCUCGUCCUCACCAAGAGCAUCCUCUUUAAGAGCGACCUCACCAAAACCGCCUUCUCUCAAACCCCCGUCUCCUAAAGCAUCUUUCUUAAACCCCUUGUCUCCAAGAGUGCACUCACCAAAGGCACCCUCGCCUGGAGCUCCCCCAAAGCUCUCCCUUCCCCCCGCUUCCCCCGCUUCCCCCAAUUCCCCCUCCCUCCCUUCCCCACUCCCCUUAGGUCUCUCCGUUGCCCUCCCCCCUUCCUCCCCCAGAUCCGCCUCCCCCUCCCCUCGCACCCCCUCUUCUCCCCCUGUCUCCUCCCCUUCCCGCCAUCCGUCGCUUUCCCCCCGAAUCUUCUCCCCCUCUCCCCGCUCACCAGCCUCCCCCCAUCCCUCCGCCCUCUCCCCCAAGCCCCUUGGCGCCUCCCUUCUCUCCAUCCGCGCCCCUGUAGGCGCGCAGGGGGGAGCAGACCCCCCAGGGGUUUGUGGGGGUGAGGGUGGUGCUGAUGCUGAGGAUGGAGGGGUGGCUGCACCGGUUCAGGGGGAUAGUGCAAGGUUCAAUGCGGUGAUGCGCUUUGGGGGUCAGGGCAGUGCGCGGGCAGGGAGUGGAUUGGUUGCAGAUGGGGAUGUGGGGAGUGGCGUAGCCCCAAACGUCUCUGGUGAUUCCAACGCCACGACAGCAGCGGUAGCUAAAGCCUCUGCCACCAUCCUGGACACAACUGCUGCACCCGCGGAUGCUGCUGCUGCUGCGUCUGCUGCUGCUGUUGUAGCAGCGGGAGGUGCUGCUGAUGAUGAUGCGAACAUAGCAGUUACAGCUGCAGUUGAAGCUUCUGCUACCACCCUGGACGCAACCACUUCACCUCCGGAUGCUGCUGCUGCUGCUGCUGCUGCACCUUCCUCUGCUGUUGCUGCUGCUGCGCUUGCUGUUGUUGACGUUUCUAACACAGCUGCUGCUGCACCUGCCGCUGCUGCACCUGCUGCUGCUGCACCUGCUGCUGCUGUUACGCAAGAGGAAGAGGAUGAGGACGCCCUUCUCUUAUCCCAGCUUGGAUCCCCUCGCAUCAUGCCCCCCAGGCGCAUACAGUCACACUCGUUUAAGUGCAUCAGCGGCAGUGGCAACACCGUCACACAGCGCAGAGGCAGCUACCAGAUGGUCAGGGCGAGUAGCGAUCCUGGCCCUCCAUCCGCAUCCGCGGAUGAUCCAACGGCUGACGUCACCUCUCCCCGCCUUUCCACGCCUCCUCCCCGUGUUUUCACUCUCCCCCGUCUCGCCACGCCCCCCCGCCCCCCCUCGCGGGCGGGCUACAGUAAACUGCAGGUGGAGCUCGCCAUCGCCACCACUGUAUCAGAUUUUAUCGGAUUUGAUCUGUUUGGGGACGGGGAGGAGGGGGAGGAAGGUGGGUCUGCGGUGGGUGAAUCUGGGGCAGGUGGUAUCGAUCCCUGGGGUAUGGUUGCUGCUGUGGGAGGGUCCCUUUGGCCCAUGGAGCCUCUGAGUCAUGAAAAAGGAGGAGAGGGGAGAGAGGCUUCAGGAGGGAGAGGGGAAGGAGGCGGAGGAAAGGGAGGGGAAGGAGGGGAGAGAGGGGGGAGAGGAGAGGGAGGGGAGCAAGAGGCCAUGGGGGAGAGUGAGGGUGAAGGGGUGGGAAAGGGAGGGCAGAAGGGUGGGAAGACAGGAGGAGGGGUAAGCAGAGGGUUGGCAGAGGUGCUCGUGAUCCACUCCUCAGAAGCUGACUGUCUGGAGCGAGAGGAGCCUGUGGGGGAUCCGUCAGACACAGAAGCAGGUGCAGGGGGAAGCAGAGGGCAGGCGGAGGUGCUUGUGAUUCACUCCACGGAAAGUGACUUCUUGGAGGGAGAAGAGCGUGCACAGGAGCCGCUAGACAGUGUAACAGACUUAGGAGCAGGAGCAGGAGGAAAAGGGCUUUCACAGGAGCCGCUAGACAUUGCAGCAGAAGUCGGAGCAGGAGCAGCAGCAGGUGUAGGAGCAGGAGGAAAAGAUUCUUCACAGGAGCCGUUAGGCCUUGCAGCAGCCGUGCACGAGGUGAGUGGUGAGGAUGGGACUGUAGAGGGGGUGGGGAGUGAGAAGGUGGCUAUAGGGGAGGUGAUUGUAGCGGCCAUGGCACUGUGGAGAGAAGUGAGGGAGCAUAGGGAGGAUGUGGGGCUGGCUGUUGAGGGGGCUUUGGUGGAUAGGGUUACCGCACGGAGUGAGGAUGUUGUAACGGAUGUGACUAUAGGCGAGGUUGGGGGCAGGGGAGUGGAGGGCUUGGAGGGAGAGGAAAAGGGCAUGGGGGAGGUGGGUGCUGAUGUGGAUGCUGAUGUGGUGGCUGACGUUGGGGUGCUGAGCUGGCAGGAGGUGUGCAAGCAGGGGAGGGUGAUUGUAACGGGAGCGAAGGCCCUUAUGGCUCUCUUGGAAAGACUUGAAUGGGAGGCUGUGGGAUGUGACGUGAUGAGACGGCCAGCGCCAGAUGUAACCCUGCCAGGGACAGAUGUUACCCUGCCAAAGGUAGAUGUAACCUUAGCAGGGGAAGAUUUGGUGGCACUGGCGGAGCAGCACCUUUUGCUGCUGAGUCAGCAGCCGCGUGGAGGACGGAUAGGGGAGGAGGGUGUGCUUAUGCGUGAUGUGACUGUAGCCGGCAUGACUGCAGAAGGACCAGUGGAGAGUGUAGGGCGAUUGGUGGACCUCCUGUUUUUCAUGGUCGGCGUUCUGAGAGUGAUGGAGAAGGGGAGGGGUAUGGAGAGAGAAGGGAUUGCUGGGAAAGAGGAGAAUUGGGAGGAGGAGGGGGGAGGGAGUGGGGAGGGAGAGAUAGUUGGAAACGAGGUGGAAGAGGACGAGGAGGAGGAGGAAGAGGGGGAGUGGGAGGAGGAGUGGGAGGAGGAAGAGGGAUGGGGAGAAGACGAAGUGGAGAUGGAUGCAGAGGAUGGAGACGAGGGGGAGGAGGAAGAGAGAAGGCGUCAGGUGGAGCUCUGGCAGCGGAGUGGGAAACUGCUCGAGGCAGCCACAGAGCACGCUGCAGUGCUGGCGGGCCGCGUGAGAGGAGUGGAUAGAUGCUCCCUGGCAGGCCAGCAGGCGGAGGAUGGGAGGGAAGAGAGACUGGUAAGCAGCGGCAGGCAGAUGGGGGCUGUAGGGACGAGUGAAUGCAAGGGGCAGCAGCGGGCGCAGAGGGGCCAGCAGCAGCAGGGGAUGACGUCGCUGUUUGCGCUGAUUGAAAGCGCCGAGCUGCUCUGGGGCUGUGUUGUCUCGUCUGCGGCUUCUGGUGGAGACGAUCUGGAGCCCGGGGCCGGAAAUCUCUCAGGAAAAGCAGCAGGAGCAGCAGCAGCAGCAGCAGCUUUUAGAGACCGAGCAGCAGCCCAUGGGGUGCAGGUAUGUGCUGCAGUGGCGAAGAACCCACCUCCCUCAGGAGCUACUACAGAAGGUGCAACUGACCUUGGUGUUGCUCAAGAGGGGAUUGCGCUGGUGGCAGCAGCAGCAGAAACCGUCAGAGGGAUCCUGAUCAGCAGGAGGACGAGUCUAGGAUUGGAGCAGCAGCAAGAACAGAAGGAGCAAGAGCGGCUGGCAGAAGAGCAGGAGAGGGGGGUUGAGCAGGAGCAGGUGCAGGAGCAGCAGCAGCAACUUCUCCCACCACCCAAACAUUGGCUAUCACACCUGCUGUUCUCUGGGUGGCUGCUGCUGCAACGCCAUGCUGCUGCUGCUGCAGAGGCUGCAGCGAUUGUAGAGGGGUUAGGGGCUGGAGGGACACUUGAGACUGUGUCAGCUCCCUCAGUUACCUCCACUCUCCAGCACAGGCUUUCGUUCCUCCGCACCCUAGUGGAAGCCUAUAGGAAGCUUCUGCAAGCAGCUGCAGGGUUUUGCGAAAGUCACGGGGAGAAAGGGGGCGGGGGAAGAGAGGUGAUGCAAGGGGAGUCGGGUCUGGGUGGGUCCGAUUGGUUAGGAUGGAAUGUGGGUGUGAGGGAGUGUGAGAAGGUGUGUGAGGGGAUAUUACAAGAGGUCAGUCGGAUGCAGGGGUGGUUUGAGCCAGCAGAAAGAACAGAUGAUUUGGGCCAAGGAGAGCUGAGCGUGCAGCAGGUUCGUGGGCAAAUGCUGGUUUCCCUGGGCUUCUCAGGGCUGGCGGCAGUGGCAGGGGUGGUGAGAGAGGUGGAGACGAAUGCAGCUCAUGACCCGACUCAAAGGAAGACGAAUGCAGGCAAUAGGGAGGGUUGUGGGCGGCUGAGGGGCUCAGUGAUAGGUGGGGAGAGAGCAGGAGAUGGGGGGGGGAGUGGAGAAGCACCAGGACCAGGUGAGAAUGGGACAGCAGAGCUUGCUGCUGCUGAUGAGCGCAUUACAGAAACGAGUGUGCAUGUAAGGGAGGCUGGAAGGCUGCUGGAUCGGGUGAGGGAUGUGGUGAGUGGGCUUGUUGUAGCACAGCAGUGGUUAGAGAAAGGAGGUUCGGAUGAAGGAGGUUCGGAGAGAGGAGGUUCGGAGAAAGGAGGUUCGGACCGCGCCGUCCUUGUAUCGCUACAGCCGCAUGCUACAGCUCCAGAGAAAGCUUCGUCAGACGAUUCGCAAGCGAGUUCGCAUGGGGAAAAUGCAGAGGCAGAGAAUGAGAUCUGCGAAGAUUCCUGCUACAGCCAGCAGGCCGCCGCCCAGAUGGUGCUGGGUGUUCUCGCGGAUUCUGUCCGGCAAUUUUGUCUUGUAGCGGGAAAGGGCGGGUUCAGGGAUGGUGGCUCCCUUGCGGGAAGUGAGAUGGGUGCUGAGCGGUGGGGAGGGAAGCUUCUGAGAAGGGCAGGGAGGAGCUGUGCUGUGGUGAUUGGUGCUGCUGCUGCCUUGGCUGGCCGGGUGAUUGCAGAGGAUAUGGGCGGAGGAAGGGGAAGACGGGAUGGAGUGCGAGCAGCAGCACAUGCGCUAGUGCACGCAGCAGAGAGACACCUGAGACUGAUGAAGGCUCUUGAGAGGGAGACGAAGCAGCAGCACCAGCAGCACCAGCAGCACCAGCAGCAGCAGCCUUGCGUGGUAGUGGUUGAAGAGGCGGACACGUGCAGCAGAGCAGCCGGCGGAACAGCGGGGGAGCUACAGGGACACCGAGCACUUGAAGCGGCGGUUGAGGAGAGCGGCGUUGGCGAGGACUCUCGGCAUGAGCGUCAGAGACCGUCAGCUGCCUUGGCCCUGCUCCUGGCUCACGAGGUAGAGAUGCUUGUGGCGGCAAUUCAAGAACCUCCUCCGCCUGAGCUUCUCGGUGAGCUUCUGAGAAGCUCCGCCUGGGCUCAAGGGGUAUCUGCUCUUGGGUUGCCUCCCUGUGUCGUUGCUCCGGAGACCACACUCCUGGGAACCGUCAAGCACGUGUGGCAGCAGCAGCAGCAGCACCAGUGCUCCAAAUCAACGCUGCCUGCCUUCUUGCCUCCUGGUAGUAAUGCAGUUUUGAUGUCGCACGGCCAAGAGCACGCGAGGCUGGAGCUCUCGCUCAGCAGAGUUCUCUUCCGGGCAGCCCGGCUCGGGCAGGCUUUGCUGCCGCACGUGCCACUCGUUCUCCCUGCCAAACUCGCGCCCUCGGUUCAGCGGCUACUGGACUGUGAAACAGACAGCACAGCUGCUUCCUCUGCUGGCGGCUUCGCCUGGCUAGUGGGGUGGACAGAAGUCGUGGGGGGGCUAUCAGCACAGCUGGUGCGACAGCAGAAGCAGGCAGGCGGGGGACUGACAGGUGGGUCAGAGGAAGGAGGAGGGGGGGAUGCUGUGAGGAGGGAGCUAUUCGCACAGGCGGUAGCAGCCAGAGAGCUGGCACGGGACCUCCUGAUGCGGGAUGAACCUGGAGCAGUGGGUGUUGAAGGGAGUGGCGCCCGUUCUGACCAUGGAGCUGCUUGCUCUGAGUAUCGGCCUAAUGGUGAGGGUGGCAGUCCGCUACUGGUAGGGUGGCAGUCCACAACUGGUGUGCUGAGUCAGGCUGCUGCCCUGGCUGAUCUGGCGGCUGUGCAUGCUGAGUCGUGUGUCGAGUUUGCUGAGUCAGCAGCAGCUGGAUCGGGUGAUGACACCUGGCAAGACCUGCUGACUCAGGCAGAAGGGCUGGUGUUGGAAACUUCCAGGCAGCUUGAGAUGCUGUGGCAGGCAAAGAAGCAGAGAAGCAGCAGCAGCCGCAGCAGCGGCAGUGGCAGCAGCAGCAGGCAUGAGAAGGGAUGGCAGGAGGAGUGUCCGGCAGAAAUCAGCAGGCACUAUGGCAGGACGGGCAGGGAUGGAGAGGAGGGCGAUGUGUUCACAUUCACACUCCUUGUGAGGAUGGUGGAGCAGGCUCAGUCUCACCACUCGCUGCUGCUCCAUGCGAUGCAGAGAAGGGUGCCAGGGGCAGCAAGAGAGACAGAGACUAGUGCUCCUAGUGUGGAGGCUGCAUGUGGGGGAGGUGCAUGUGGAGCAGGAGAGCUGGCUUGCAGAGUGCAGAGGUCAGCUGUUCGUCGCUCCGCCCUGCUUCUGAGGCAUGGUGCCUCGUCUCUCCUCCACCACCUCUCCAUCACUCAUGCUGCCAUGCCUGGCCAUGUAACGGGGGCCGAUCUCGCUGUGUCCUCCUCUCAUGGCCCAUCACCCAACGCUCCUCCUCUCCCCUCCACCAUCAAUCAGUUGGCCUUGUCUGCCGCAGCAACGGCGGCCGAUCUUGUUGCGUCCUCCUCCCUCCUUGCAGCUCUCCUGCACGCGCUGCUGGCUGCAACCCUUGAUGGUGCCGCCAGAACUUAUCUUGAUGCUCCUUCCUGUUCAGAAACAUCAGCACCAUCAGCACCAUCAGCACCAUCACAAACACCUGCUCCCCUGGAUUCAAUCACUGGUGCAGCAGCUUCAGCUGCUCUGCUGACUCAGCACCGUGCCACUGUCGAGUCACUCACCCUCUCCCUUGCUGACGUGGCAGCUGACCUGGACACGCAGCUUGCCAGACUGGCAGAUGCAUGCCUCCUUCGGUCUGCCUGUGCUGACGUGGCGCUUGCGUAUUGGUUGCUGAGCGCAGGGCACGAGCUCGUGCUUUGUUCUCAUAGCCACAUUCACGAAAGCAGGCGCGGCCAGGCGGUUACCACAAGUGUUACGGUGAGCAGCACUACUGCACAGGCGGAACAACAGAUUGGUGGUGUUACAGUUACAGAUAGUCUGGCUGUCUCGGGUGCCACGGAUCUGGCAACAGCAGCAGCAGCAGCAGCGAGCAACACACGCCGUGCUGCAGCCGUGGCUCUUAGAGCGCUGAGGCUGCUCCUGUCAGGCGUAACUGGGGGGUGUCUCCCUGCACCAGAUCGCCCUGCACCAGUUGCGCCUGCACCAGUUGCACCUGACCCGCUCAUGCCUCCAACUCUCUCCUCCAGCCUGCAGCAGCUGCAGACUGCAGCAGACUCGCUGCUUGGAACGCACAGCAGAGAGAGGAGCAAGACCUCGACAGGUAGUCUCGCAGCGCCCACCACCAUACCCUGUGUGUCGUGGCUGCGCCUGUGCUCCCAGGCGCUCCCUCUCAUGUCCGAACUCCAUACACGGCUUCAUGGAGGCAGAGCAGCAGCCGCGGCUUUCGCCUUGUCGAAUCGCCUCAGAUCCCGUCCGCCCAUAGCAGCAGCCGUGCCUGUGGUCUCCGCCCUCCUGCUGCGCUGCCUCCUGCGGCUGGGGGAUGCGGUGGCUCUGGUGUGGGGGGAGACAGAUGGAGAGAGGGCGGGGAGGAGGAGGAAGAGGAGGGGAGGAAGGGACAGGGAAAAGGAAGGGAGCAACAAGGAUGGCAACAGCAGGGAAGGUAGUAUUAGCAGGGGGUUGGAGCAUCAGGGGGAGCUUCACUGUGGAUGGAUGUACUCCAGCGAUGCUGCUGCUGCUGCUGUGGCUGCUGCUGGCAAUGCUGACUCCGCUGCCGCUGCCCUUCUGGUUCGUGUUGCCCCGCCUCCCCCUCUCGCCUCUGCAGCAGCAUCAGCAGCAGCGGAGGUUGCACUGAUAGCCGUGCUCCACCACACCCCCCUCCCUCAACCCGCUUAUGGAUCGGAGCAAAUCGGGCAAAGGGAGGAAGGGGCGGGUGGGGUGGGGAACGGAGGAGGCGAGCAGAGGGAACGAGGGGAGGAGGGGGAUGGAGUCAAAGGGCCUCUGCUGGACGGAGCACCUCUGCCUCUUCUGUUGGGCGACUUCUGUGCUUCUGUCUGUGCCAAUGCUGCUGCAGACCUUGCUGCUGCAUCUGUGGCUAAUACCAAUGGAACCGAUACGACCAUAACGAGUACAGCUGUAGCUGCUACCCCUGCAGCUGCUGGUGCUACAGCUCUUGCUACAGCCUGUAGACUUGCUGCUGAAGCGUCUGCACUCCUCUCCAUGCUUCAGUCACUGGUUUCAGAUGCAACUGCAGCUGCUGCUACAGCUGCUGCUGAUGCUACAGAUGCUACAGAUGCGCCUGACUCCCUUCCUGCUGUCUCCGGUGCUACAGCGGCUGAUGCAGAUACAGCCUGCAGUGCAGGGACGUCAGCUCAGCUGGGUGUUUCUGAGAAUUCUCAAAAGCACUCACCUCAGCUCCUUCUUCCAGCGGUGGCGAUGGCGGGGGCGGCAGCAGUGGUGGCUCACACUGUGGUUCACGCGCUCUCCCUGGAGCUUGCUCUCUCAAUCGGGCUGCAAUCAGCUGAAACAGCAGAGCGGUUCAGCGCUUUGGUACAGGGAGCAGCUCACCUCUCGCACUUACUUAAGAACCACUUAGCCGUGCUCCAGCAGGCUGCAAACCAGGGCUGCGGCGCCCCUAGGUUCUUCCUCGCAAUGACAGAUGGUGCGGCGCUAUUCGCUCGAAAGCUACAGGGCCACAUAGCUGAGCUACAGGUAGCUGAGGCUACUACGGCAGAGGAGGAUUUCGCCCGGGCAGCUGGAGGAGCAUUCCGACUGGUCUCAGAAGCUGCCCGGCACGCCGGGCGGCUAGAGUUGGAAGCUUCUUGGGAGGGGGAAGGAAUGGGAGGCAACAGCGGACCACCCAAACCCAGGCGGCUGCUUUUCGAGCGGCAUACAGCGGUCAAGUCCCUGAUGCACGCUAAGAGGGUUGAGGCAGAAUGGAUGUGGGGGGGAAGCGACGAGGAGGAGGAGGAGGCGGAUGAGGAGGGAGAGGAGGGAGGGGGUAGUUACAGUAGAGGUGAAAGAGGGAGGGCGGUAAAGUACAGUGGGCGACGGAGCAGUGGCAGGUUUGGCGGGAGCGGCAGGUAUGGGGUGAGCAGGAGGAUGAACAUGGAGCUGCUUAUAGAGGGGAUGAAUAUAGCAGCAGAGCUGGUGUGCCACAGCCAUAGGAUACUGUGCAAGACCUCUGGGGCGCCUUCCUGGACUGGUCAAGUCACAGAAGCAGCUAUUGCCCUUAACUGGGCAGAGGGCAAUUGGCUGGGCGCCCUCCCUCUGCUCCCUGCUUCUCGUGGCUCCAACGCCUCUUCUCUCUCCAACGUCGACUGGGGUGGGGCGUUUCCUGCUCUCUCGUUUUUCACUGUCAGGCAGCCGCGCCCAGAAGCAGUGUCAGCAGCACAGGAAGGGUUGCAGGCACAUGGAGGGGCAGGGGGGGUUGCACAGGUGGAGGGACAUGGAACGGCAGGGGCUCAAUUGCGGGUACAAGAGCCGGGGGACGGUAAAAGGGAAGAUUCUGGUGGAAUAACUGCUGCUACAACCGCUGCCGCCGCCGCUGUUGCUGCUGCUGCUGCUGCUGCUUCUCCGUCUGUGGUUUCUGCUUCAAAAACUGGCAUUGCCAGCCCCUCUCCUCUCCUCUCCUCAUCCUCGCACAUGCACCCAAGCUCCAGCUGUCACUCCGCCAUUCGUCCGUCGCCCCAUUCUGACGCCGUCCUCCCCAUUCCUCUCUUCCUUUCCUCCUCUGAGGAGGAUCGGAGCAGCCUCGGCACGGACUUAACCCAGGAGCAAAUUUGGAGCAGCCCCGGCCUUGUGCCGAACCAAGAUCAGCUUCAGAUCAGCUCCGGGCUUGACUUGGCUCGAGAGCAGGAUCGCAGCAGCCUUGGCAGCGGGGGAAGUGGGAAGGGGAGAGGUGGAAGAGAGGGGAGGAAACGGAGGGAGAGGAGAAGGAUGGUAAGAUUGACUGGGGAAGGAACCGAGAGUGCAUUAGCAUCAUCAGCUGCUGGGUCUGGAGGAGGGGGACUGAGGAGAGAGCACUCAGGAGGAAGCCUAGGAGGGGGGAGCAGUGGGAGCAGGAGAGGGGGGGCAGGAGGAGGAGGGGACGAGCUAGGGGCAGCAGCAGCAGGAGAAAAAUCAGGAGAAGGAAAGGCAGCGAAUGGUUUGGUUCGGGGUGGUUCCGGAGCUGGAGGUUCGGUAGGAGGCUCGGCAUCUGGAGGUCCGGUAGGCGGAGGCUCGGGAGGGGGGGGAGGGAGCAACACGGGCAGCUUGAAACUUGGCCUCCGAUCCCUCCUGGGGUCACAGGGUUCGGGCAGCUUGAACGAUGCUAUCAAUGAUUUUUUGGAGGAGUUGGAGGUUGGGGAGGGGCGGGGGAAGAAAGAGAAGGGGGAGAGGGGGAGAGGGAAGGGCAGGGAGGAGAGAAAUGAAGGAAAUAAGAGUUUGGACAUGCCGGCUGAUGGUGGUGGUGCUGCUGGCGCUGGGGGUGGGAGUGGGGGUGGUGCUGCUGCUGCUGCUGAUGCUGACACUGAUGCUUGGAGUAUGUCCAGUGGUGGUUGGGCAUCGUCCCUUGGAGGUGGGAUGGAGGGAGAGGACAUGGGGGAGGAGAUUGAGGCGGGGAUGUGGGAGGAAGGCGAGAGGAUCAGAGGCAGAGGGGGCAAGGAAGAGGAGGGGCGUGAGCAACGAGGGGGUUUGGGUGGGGAAUCUGGGCGAGAGGGAGAGGGGGAUGAGGAUGGGGAGGAGGAUGAGGAUGAGGAGUGGUAUCGAGAGCUGCUGAUAAAUAUGAAGGAUGUAGGCUUAGGGUUUGAAGGUGGAUCAGACGGCGUGGCUUUCGGGUUUGAGAGAGAAGCAGCAGGAGAGAAGGAGCGAGAGGUAUGGGAGGAGGAACGAGACCAACAGGGGGAGGGUCAACUGGAGGGAAGAGAGGAGACCGGAAGGAAAGGCCCCAGCCCUUGCAGCACGGACAGUGACGCAGGCACCAUAGCUUCGGAAGGUACCGACGCUGUCCCGGACCUGCCGUUUAGGCUCGGGAAGCGGUUCUACAACCUAGACUCGAUGCUGACGAUGCGCGAGCCUGCACAAUCACCAGGUGCUGCUGGGAUUGGCGCGGGGGGAAAGCUGUUUUCAGGGUAUUUGGACAGGAAGGGACGUGGAAGGACCCUUAUUGAUGGAGCGGUGGUGGGGGGGGUGGGGAAGGUGAGGGCAGUGGGAGCGGUGGGGGUGGUGGGGAUGAUGGGAAAAGUGGGAAAUGAUUUAGGGAGGAGGGAAGGAGAAGGAGAGGGCAAUGGGGGCGAGAAGGGUGAGUUUGUUGAGAGUGAUAGCGGCGAGAGGAGGCAAAUAGGUUCAGCAGAGGGGGGAGGAGGAGGUGGAGGCAGAAGGGAAGGGGGUGAGUUGGAAGGAGCCUCUGGCGGCAUUGAGAGCGCUUCAGGGGAGAGUGCAUGUGAUGCUGCUGCUGAUGCUGCUGCUGCUGCUGCUGCUGUCUUGGAUCUUGCUCAUCCGGCUUCUUCUGGUGGUGAUGUUGGCGCUGAUGCGGAUGCUGCUUCGGCUGAAGCUGGUGUGGCCAAUGAUAGGUUUACUGGUGUGCAGAUGGAGGAACACAAGCCACCUCCAGCACCAGCAGCAGCGGCAGCAGCAGCGGCAGCAGCAGCGGCAGCGGCACCACUACCACCAGCAGCACCAGCAGCAGGAGCAGAAAGUGCAGUCGCAGCAGAGGAACAUUUGCCAACAGCUGUGGAGGUUGCGGCAGGACAUUCUAAACGCCUUCCAAUGGAUGAACCGGCUGAACCGGAUGCAAGAACGUGCGAAACGGCUUCCCACAGUGCAAGCAGAAGGGGAGAAGCAGCAGCAGUUGCAGCACCAGCAGCAGCACUACGACCAGCACCACCAGUGUCAGCAGCAGGAGAAGCAGCAGAAGCAGCAGCUACUCCAGCAGAGGCAGCAAACGCCCCUGCUUCAGAGGGAAGCAUUUGCUUCCCAUCAGCUGUGGUUGAGAGUCCAUCCACUGGUGCUGCUGUCCCCUCUCUUGCUAGUGCUAGCACACAUGGGGAUGGCAACAUGUGCAUGUAUGACCUUGCACGUGGUGACAGUAACAAAGGUGUCAAUAACGAGGGUGACCAUGAGAGGGAUGAGGAUGUAGAGGGUGACAAGAACGAAGGUGAGAAUAUAUUAGGUUCGGAGCACCUGGACGGGGCUCUCAUGCAAUUUGACGAGGUUUCCCGAGCCAAACAGGCUCGGCGGCAGUGCCAUGCCGAAGCUAAGGCUGCUGUGGCUGCAGCUUUGGAUGCCCAGGAUGACCUGGCAGAUGCCGAGGCUGCAUUGGAGGAAGCUUCGAAGGAAGCGGCACGGGUCAAGGCAUGUGCUGAGAAUGAAGGCAUAAGUCAUGUGGGUCUAGGAACGAUGGGCGCAGAUGCAGAUAAGGGAGCGGAGGCACAAGCGGAAGGCGGGAAGGGAUGGAAGACUAGGGAGGGAGAGGAGGAAGCGGAGAGUAGGGAUGGAGAGGUUGGAGAGGGGGAAAGGGAGGGGAAGAUGCAGGUUGAGAAUGGGGAGGGCAGUGGCAAGACUACCGACGAUGCAUCUCUUUCUGCUGUUUUUUCUUCUGCCCAAGCUGCCCUGGAGCAAGCACAGCUCGCCCGCAACGAAGCUGCUGCCCGGAUGCGCACCCAGCGGCGCCGGGCAGCUGCAAAAGUUUCGUCCCUGGAGGCCGCCCGGUCCCUCUACACCACGCUGCUGCGUGCAAAGGAAAAACGGGUAGCUGAAAUAAACAGCGCUGCUUAUGGCAUGAUUGAGGAGAUGAAAGCAGCAACCAGGUGUGUAACACCUGGUGUGGUAACCCCACGGGGGGGUUCAGCUGCCAGUAGUGAAUUGCCAGAUGUGCGAAGCUGCUCUGAUGGUGUAGAGGAUGACUAUAACGAGGAUAAUGAGGGAGGGGGUGAGAGGGGGACAGAUGAGGCAAAUGAAGGGGAAGGAGACAGAGACGGGGGAGGAGGGGGAGCAAGCACAGGAGGGAAUGGGGAGAGUGGGAGACAAGAGGAGGGGAGGGUGAAGGGGAGGAGGGGGAAAGGGAAGAGGAGAUGGGAGGGGAAGCAAUCAGUGCUAGAGCAUGAUGUGCAUGUGGCCUUGGGUCGUGAUGACAUGGAUGAGCUGUUUGCUCAGAGGGCUGAGAAUGAAGGGGAGGAGCAAGGGGAGAAGCAAGGGGAGGAGCAAGGGGAGAAGCAAGGGGAGAAGCAAGGGAAGGAGCAAGGGGAGAAGCAAGGGGAUGAGCAAGGGGAGAAGCAAGGGGAGAAGCAAGGGAAGGAGAGGCAAGGGGAACAGGAGGAGAAGAGAGAUGAGGGGAAGUAGGGGUAAUGAAUGGGGUUUUUUAUUGUUAUGGCAUGGGGCUCUCCGCACUGGGGGUUGAGGAAGGGGAGAAGGGAAGUGGAAGACAAGGGGGAACCAGCAGGGGUGAAGGAAGACUCGGUUGCUUCUUCUAACUUGGCAGUAGGUUCGGAUAUGCUUGAAAUCCGCAGGAUCAGCAAAAAGUUUCCUGCAGUGGCCGUUUUGCAAUCAACCAACCGUUACUGAAAUGGUCCGUGCAGUCUGAUUUCGUGGGAUCGAGGAGGCUCAGGGUAAAUUCUGGAGGGGGUGUCAGACCCGAGGGUUUCACUCAGGGCCUCAGGUUUCAGGCCAUUUGCCCUGAUUCAGGGUUUUUUCCGAGUGGUUGCUUGUACCAACCCUGACUUGUAAGGGCCCAACGCUGAAAUAUGAGAUUUUUUUUGUGAUAAAAAAAUAGAGAUUGUGAU
Messenger RNA from Closterium sp. NIES-67, 16362 nucleotides. Lineage: Eukaryota; Viridiplantae; Streptophyta; Zygnematophyceae; Desmidiales; Closteriaceae. The record is from the annotation of a GenBank genome assembly.